Messenger RNA from Chiloscyllium plagiosum (whitespotted bambooshark), 3295 nucleotides. It is a transcript of the gene ism2a, whose product is annotated as isthmin 2a. NCBI's taxonomy places the organism in Eukaryota, Metazoa, Chordata, Chondrichthyes, Orectolobiformes, Hemiscylliidae. The record is from RefSeq and is a predicted model, not a curated record.
ACCGUCUGCUUCUCUCUGACCUGAAUAUCUGCCGUUACUUCCAAUUCAAUCCUUCUCCACCUUGUUACCUCUGACCUUAAGCCUCUCCAGCCGCCCUCUAAACUCUCUCUCUCUAAUUCCCCCAUCUGUUCACCGCUUCCCACGCUCCUUGUGUGACUCCCACUCAUUGCUCCCAAUUUGUCUAAAGUUUGCCAACACUUCCAGACCGUCCCUAACUCGGGGAUUAUCACCUCUUGUCUCCUACCUCCCGCCUCUGUAACUCCUCUCCCUUCAAUGUACUUUAUUAUUCUCUCCCACCUCCAAAUCAACCCACACGUCACUGAAACUGUUGACGUCUUGGGUGUUUCGGGCUUUUAUAGUCACCAGAGUCGACUGAAGCUUCGGGGAACAGAGCAGGGAAAAUAUAAAUGUACCGAGAGAGAGAGAGAGACACACACACACACAGAGGAACCCUCCACUGACAUCAACGCUAGCACACAAGAGACUAAGCAGAAAGGACGCUUCAGUCGAAAGAGAACGGGAUUCGUUUGAAAAAUUCAAACUUUUGUAAAAAUAUAUAUUUGUAUCUUCGAUAUUCCUCCGUCUCGAUCCAGAUAGGGUCAGUUUUAGAUAGGAGCUAGACUAAAGGUUGGAAAAGGUAUUUAGUGGAAGGACAUUGGACUGCAGCUGAGGGAGGGUUUGAGGGAAGAGAGUUUGGAGGGGUGGGGGGAGGCGAAGAUCGCAUUUAUCCUGAACACCGACUGUGUAGACUUGGAGUGACUCCAGCAGCGACUUGUAGAGAAACUGAACCUUAUCUGAGCGGGAGAGGUGCACAUUCUGAGAAAAAGAACACUUUCUAGGUUCCCUCCCUCCCCCAGCUCCACUCUCCAAAGGUUAUUUCACAUAAACACGUUGAGGCACACGGCGAGGUGAUGCGGCUGAUCAGAGAGACCUUUCAGUUCCUGGCCCUCAUCUCUCUCACCACUUUCUUGGUCUUGCUCCAGGCACUGCCAACCGGCAAACUGCAGCCGAGCAGUCAGCAGGGAACGAGCAGUAGCAGCACGGGAGGCGAGGUCAAAAGCCAAUCAAUGCCGAGGUCGACUCAGAGGCCCGAGGAAAACAACAAGCUGGAGAGUUGGAAGCAGAACAGCCAGCAACACCACAAGCAGCGGUGGUCACCUCAACAGACGCAGGGCACUCAGGCACAGCCAAACUUUGGGUCCAACUUGGAGGAAGUGGAUCCUUUCGUCCUGGACCUGAAGAAUUUCCCUGACCUGACAAAUGCAGAUCUUAAUGCUCAGAACCCAAAUAUUCAGGUCACCAUUGAGGUGGUGGAUGAUCCUCAGGCAGAAAUUGAGAUGGAUCUCCUGAAGGGGAACCGCAAUGACUGGUCCAUAUCCUCAGCGGAAUGGCUGUCCUACAAAGACAUCUUCUGGCCCUUGUUUUGGGAGUAUCCAGACUCAGCCGAAGUUGGCAGUUUGGAUUCCUCAAACGGGAUGGACAGCGAUGAAGACGAUGACUAUGCUGUUGAAUAUGAAGGAGAAGACACAGUCCUAAGCACUUUGGAUGGUGUCUGGGAUAGAAGCUGGCCUUUGCAAAAUAGCUGGUCUUCCAAGGAGAAGUUUAACUAUGAAUAUGAAGAUAAUGAAGACUGGAGUGCUUGGUCCCCCUGCACUGUAACAUGCGGCACUGGGAACCAGAAACGCACCAGGUCCUGUGGCUAUGCCUGCACUGCAACAGAGUCACGGACCUGUGAUCUGAAAAGGUGUCCGGGGAUGGAAGAUGAUCUGAAUGCAGCAACUGAAAAAGCAAAUGGAACAGAGUUGUUUGACUCAGAAGUGGACAGCUGCGACAAAUGGUUGAACUGCAAGAGUGAAUUCCUGAAGAAGUACCUCAUGAAAGCGCUGGCCGACCUCCCGAGCUGUCCUUGCACCUACCCGACCGAGGCGGUGUACAGCGUCGUCAGCGUCCGCGAGGACGGCAAAGGCAGGUUCUUCCGUUGGCGGGACGCGAGCGGGCCCAAGGAGCGCCUCGACAUCUACAAGCCGAGCUCCAAGUUCUGCAUCCGCUCCAUGCUCUCCCUGGACAGCACCACCCUGGCGGCCCAGCACUGUUGCUAUGACGACCAGAUGCGGCUGAUCACGCGGGGCAAGGGCGCGGGGGCGCCGAACCUGAUCAGCACGGAGUUCUCGCCCGAGCUGCACUACAAGGUGGACGUGUUGCCAUGGAUACUGUGCAAGGGAGACUGGAGCCGGUACAACGCGGUGAGGCCGCCCAACAACGGCCUCAACUGCUCCGAGAACCCUCCGGAAGACGAUUAUGCGGCCCAGCUGAAGGAAGCGAAGGAGUAUUGAAAAGGAGGGGGGCAAGCAGCGGGUCUCCGGAGAGUUGAGGAUGGAGAGAGAAAGGACGUUUACUUUUAAAAUAUGGCGAUCUCCGCCGCGAGCCCAACCUCCGACUCCCAUUCGCCAACGGUUGCUUGGCAACGCCAAGUGAGAUGGUUAGAAACUUCACCGGGAUGGCUCUAACUUACACACACACACACACAUAUAUACUUGUUCACCUGAAGAGGAUAGUUUCAACCCAUCAAAUGAUUGUGCACAAGAGGAAGAAGAGAUGCAUUUUAAAUCCUGCCACUGCUGUCUUCUGUGGCCCUGAGUGUUGAUGAGAAACGCAUUGCUUCAGGCACACGUUCCCACCCCUAUUCUCUGGCUUAUUCAGUACGCCCCUCAAAAAUUCAGACUUCUCCCUCUGUCUCAUUUACUCCUUCUUGCCCCCUCUCUCCCUCGCCUGCUUUUGUUCUUUUUUUUGCCCCAUCUCUCUUGCCCUCUCUUUCUCUUUUCCUCCUCUCUAACCCUCUGGCUUCCUCUCUUACUCUCCUCGCUCUCUACCUUUUCUCUCACGCAAAGAAUUCCUGGUUCCGGCUUUUCCCAGUUCCACUUCUCACUCUGGCUAAGGAGAGUCUUGGCAUUCCGGAUCACCUUCCAAACACACAUCCAGCGAAUCAUCAGUGACCUUCAUCUCGCUGAUUUGUGCGUGGGGUGAAGAAUGCCAAUUGAUCAGUCCAGGAUUCUCUCAAAAGUCUGAAUAUGAAGUGGAUGGUGUCGGUGGGAGGUUGUAGGGAAUUCAAAGAAUUGCCAUCUGUGGUUGAUGAUCCAUGGGAGAUGCCCGAGUGCAAAUUGACAGUUGCAUCUCUUGCAUUCCAGCAAUGGCUACAGUCCAAAAGUAUUUCAUUAGUUGUAAAACACAUUUAUCGAGUCAUACAGCAUGGAUGUUCUGAGAUUGUAACAAAAAUAGAAGUUGCUGGAAAAAUUCA